Molecule: messenger RNA, 906 nt
Organism: Ananas comosus (pineapple)
Lineage: Eukaryota; Viridiplantae; Streptophyta; Magnoliopsida; Poales; Bromeliaceae
Product: harpin HrpZ
Exons: 3
Coding region: 153-566 (137 amino acids)
Source: RefSeq, a predicted model, not a curated record
UUUUUCUCUAUAGUUCUCCGCCCACAAUUUCCCGUUUUUAGGGCACGACACGAAACAUUCGCGUGGGGGAAGGAGACGACUCUGCUCUGAGCACUAGGAGAGCGAUAGAGACGAAGAGGACGAAGACGAAGACGAAGACGAAGAGGGAGACGAUGAGUAGGUCAACAAUGGAGGGAAGAGGAGAGAAGGGUCUCCUGUGGAAGCUCCCCGAGGUGAAGUCGAAGGAUCUCGGUAAACUUGGCCCCGGAUUCGGGUUCGGCGCGGGUUGUGGCGUUGGAUUCGGCAUCGGCCUCUUCGGAGGUGCAGGGCUAGGGGCUGGGUUUCCUGGCUUACAAUUCGGUCUUGGUAUCGGUGCUGGCUGUGGUAUUGGUUUGGGUUUUGGUUAUGGCCUGGGAAAAGGAGUUGCCUAUGAUGAUAAGAAGAAGUAUUCAAAUGUCGGCAAAUUGUUUCAAGAUGCGGCAAAUCUGCCAUCUCAAGAACGCAUCGGUGCUUUGGUUGAUGAGCUUGUUGAAAACACCAAAAAGCUAGUCAAAGCAACUUCAAAAGAGAUCGAGAAGUGGCGAUGAGGCAUUAUUACAUGUUCCCAUAACUGUUUGUAUAUUCAAUGCCUAAAUUGUCGCCAACUUUUAAUUCCCUAAAAAGCUUCAUAGUUGAUGCAUUUAAUGAUACCUUACAGAGAUUGGAAUGUUAUCUAUUGAUAUAUUCAUAUCUAUGGUUGUUAGGUAACUAUCGGUUGAUAAUUUUCUCCAUGUAUGCUUUAAGAGCUAGAAAUUUGUGAAACCAACUAGUGGUUAGAAUACGGAUUAGUAUCCGAGUUCGCUCUGCUUUGCAAGAACAUGGAUGAUCCUAUUCAGUGCUUCAUAUGUUUGAAUGAUUUGUCUAUAAAUCUUCAUCCCCUUAUCAUUA